GAGAGAGCGGUCGCGUUAAUUGAAGGCUGCGAUGGCUGGUGGAGGAGCCAUAGGAGACCCCUAUAAGAAGAGCACAGGCUCGACUCUAUUGCAGCCACUGAGCGACCGCCUGGACGUCCCACUGGAUAAGGUCAACUUUUUUGCUUGUCAGUUCUUUGCACUCUUGGCUGCAUUAUGGUUUCGUUCCUACUUAAGUCCCAGUCAAGUGAGCUCUGGUGUUCGCCAUGUGAUUGCCACUGUUUUGGGAGUAUGCAUUGCUAUCUUCUGUUGUGGCUGGUACUCUAUCCAUCUUUUUGUUUUAGUGAUGAUAAGCUAUGGCAUCAUGACUAUGGUCAGUAUUUCCAACAUUCACAGGUACACUUUUACAGUAGCUAUGGGAUAUCUUACAAUGUGCCACAUUACCCGGAUAUAUAUAUUUGGUUAUGGUAUUGUAAUUGCAACUUUCUGUGGCCCAUUGAUGAUGGCAACACAGAAGAUCACAACUCUUGCUUUCCAGAUACGUGAUGGAAGAGAUAAAAAAGCUGAAGAAUUAACUAAAGAACAGAAUGAGCUUGUUCUAAAAAGAAAACCUUCCUUAUUGGAGUAUUUGAGCUAUCAGCUCAACUUCCUGACUGUCCUAGCAGGUCCAUGUAGCAAUUUCAAGGACUACAUAGCCUUCAUUGAAGGCAGGCACAUACAGAUGAAGUUGUUAGAAGUCAACUGGAAGCAAAGGGAUUGUUACAGACUUCCUGACCCUUCUCCAGUGGGUGUAGUGCUGCACAAGCUUUGCAUCACACUUGUAUGGCUAAUUGUGUUCAUCAUACUUACCAAGAGCUUCCCAAUGACAUAUCUUGUUGAUGAUCAGUUUAUCAGCGAAUUCUCAUUCUUAUCAAAACUUGGCUUUCUCUAUCUGGCUGUACAAGCUGUAAAGGCAAAACACUAUUUUGCAUGGACACUCGCUGAUGCAAUCCACAAUGCUGCUGGUUAUGGGUUCAGUGGUGUUGACGAAAAAGGAAAUUUCCAUUGGGACCUGCUGACUAAUCUGAAUAUAAUGAAUAUUGAGAUGGCAAAAGUUUUAAAAUGUACUUAGAAAACUGGAAUAUCCACACCAUAGACUGGCUUAA
Molecule: messenger RNA, 1103 nt
Organism: Sceloporus undulatus (fence lizard)
Lineage: Eukaryota; Metazoa; Chordata; Lepidosauria; Squamata; Phrynosomatidae
Gene: MBOAT1
Product: membrane bound O-acyltransferase domain containing 1
Exons: 10
Coding region: 32-1069 (345 amino acids)
Biological process (GO): lipid modification
Cellular component (GO): membrane
Molecular function (GO): acyltransferase activity
Source: RefSeq, a predicted model, not a curated record